AUGUCCGCGUUUGAGGACAACCCAUUUGCUGAAGAGGACGAUGAUGAAUUAACGCACCACAUAGAGGCUGCCGCAAGAAAGAGAGCGCGUGAGGAUAGUGUAGCGGAUUACCCUGCAUACGAGCGACUGUCUUAUCAGCAAGACAUGCCUGCCCAGUUAACGGCGCACACUGUUGUUGCUGCUUCGCCACAGGAUGAGACACCGCACGAUGACGAUGGGGACACACUCGAACUGGGAGACGUCCCAACCGGCCAUAUGCUCGCGGAGUACGAUGUUGGCCGUGAGGAGGAUGAAUUCAAUGCAUUAGUCGUGAGGACUGUGGGGCUGGAGUCUGAGUUAAAGCAACACAAGAAGACCAGCGAGGAUGAACUUUCCCAGUUGUCAAAGGACAAUGAAAGCCUGCGGGAGAAGGUGGAGGCACUAAAGAUAGAAAUUCUGCAUGUUCAUGAAGAGAUUAAUUCCACUCAAAUUUCACCAAUCGUGGAGGAUCCAAACCAAGACCACGGAAAUAAUAAUAGUAGUUCCGGUGCAAUGGAGCUAGUGGAAACUGUGCAAAAGGAGACCAGAAUUCUUCAUCAGAAAGCGGCAGAUCUUACACAGAGUAUCACGUUACUGGAGGAGAGAUGCACUCCUGUUGUGGAUCUCUCGGAACGCGUCCGCUCUUGCAUUUUUGGUGAGGCGGAGGAGCUGCCGGACCUUAGUGCGUUUGACCCACAGCCUGAAAGACGUCGCUUUGAAGUCAUUGAAGUUGCGGCAGCAAGGUUGCGUGGUAAUGGGGCGGCCGUACUUGUACAGGCGCUCGUCGCGGAGCUUGGACAUCUGCUUUCGCAGUAUGACACGACCUACGCAACCGCCACGUUAGAGAGGGACCGUGCGGCAUGUAUGGAAGUUGUCUUGCACGACUUGGCACACGACUCGCAGGAAUGGUACACCCGUUCCGUCAACAGGGCUCUUCAUGGCGUUAGCGGUACCUCACCACCGGUGUGUGCUGAGUCAUAUGAGGGUGGAUUAAGCAUUCCCAAGCUGGAGGCAGCGGUGUGCCACGCGGAGUCUACGAUUAAUAAGCUGCUUGCGCCAAAUCUCGUGGCGUUAUCGCAUCAAAACACAGCUCCUAUUGCUGCGGCGGCCUCCGUGGCGCUCAGCCGGGAGUUGGAAUCCCACACGGAGGUCCUUGGGCGUGAGGUGAUUGGCUUGCGCGAGCUGCUCCUCACUGACACGGCGACGCUGCUGCAGAAGUUGAGGAAUUCAAAGGAGAUGAAUGAUGGAAGUACCGAAGAGGCUGAGACAUCCGCUGCAAGCGAGAAUGUUAAAUUGUUGAUGAAUCUGGGAAAGACGUUACUAGAACGGCUUGGUGCAGCGGAUUCGUUGUGGCAUUCGCUGUGUGUCUCUGCGAACGUCCGAAUGGCCCCAGCAGUGGAGCUGCAAAUCGCGUUUUACAAGCAUUACAUAGAAAUGCAGAAGACGUUAUUGAUUGCGUUGCGCACACUCAACACUGCAUUACAGCAGAGGGCUCACCUGGCAACGGUAAUUCGCCAGGUGGCCCUCCACGAUGGCGAUGAUGAAGCUGCUUCCUUGUUAGCUGCGAGGGUGCUGCAAGAAUCUGAGAGGGGUAUCGGCAGUAUCCAUGAAGAACUGGAGCAAACAUGCGCCGCGGUGAUGCAACGGUUUACAGAGGAUGCUGCUGAGCUCCUUCGUGAGCAAACGUUGAACACAAAACAGAGCAUAGGUCAGUUUCAGGAGGUCUGUGAUUUUUUUGCAAGCACAGUUGAAAAGAUGGAUAGUCUUGUUUACGGUGAGUCAUCGGAUGCGAUUCAUCAUUCACUCGCGGACACGUCACUGAUGCACUCUACAAAAACUGUUGAUGAACCUUUGGUGCUGAACUUGGUUCCUUGCAAAGAUGCAUGCACAGAUAUUGUGAAUUUUGCGACGAGUGACCAUGAUCAGGAGCUUCAGGAGGAACUUGCCGCUGCACAGCGGCGGAAUGAGGAACUGGGGAAGUGCAUGAAAUGGCUUUCGAUGCAGAAGUCUCACAGCGCCGUGCCGCUCUUGCUUGCAACGCGUAAAGAGAUUGGGCUCUUCAAGGAGAAACUGGUGACAGUGGCACAAGGAGAGGCCAAGUGGGAAUCACUCAAGGAAGACGUUGACACGACACAGCGAGAAAUUGCUGUGACUCAGACUGCAAAUGCCGCGAUGAGAGCAAAGUUGGGCGAGCUGCGCAAGCAGCUUGGCGCGAAGGCCGAUGCAGGCAGUCCUUGA
This is a messenger RNA of Trypanosoma grayi, 2256 nucleotides long. RefSeq lists its product as hypothetical. The transcript has a single exon. The record is from RefSeq and is a predicted model, not a curated record. Lineage: Eukaryota; Euglenozoa; Kinetoplastea; Trypanosomatida; Trypanosomatidae. Bases 1 to 2256 code for a protein of 751 amino acids.